Nanorana parkeri is the source of this 1602-nucleotide messenger RNA. It is a transcript of the gene THAP7, whose product is annotated as THAP domain containing 7. Gene Ontology annotation, cellular component: nucleus. NCBI's taxonomy places the organism in Eukaryota, Metazoa, Chordata, Amphibia, Anura, Dicroglossidae. Gene Ontology annotation, biological process: regulation of DNA-templated transcription. The record is from RefSeq and is a predicted model, not a curated record. The transcript has 7 exons. Bases 163 to 1470 code for a protein of 435 amino acids.
UGUUGCUGGUUAAGGCCCGUUCUCCUCUGGGGUUCGGUGACUGGGUAGGGGUGGUGGUGGUGCCGUCCGCCGCCAGUCUCUGAGUGUAGCCGCCCCGCCCGCUGGAGCCGGAGAGCGGAGACAGAACCCGGACAGGCUGCGUCGCCUCCUGCGUGGAACGAAAUGGUCCGGUCGUGCUCCGCUGCCAAUUGUGUCAACCGCCAGACAGCGCUAACUAAACGCAAAGGGAUCACAUUCCACAGGUUUCCCAAGGAAGAGUCUCGGAGGGAGCUGUGGGUGAAUGCCGUGUCUCAGUCCCACUCUGAGGUCGGUAGUGAAUGGACUCCGUCUGUCCACAGCUCUCUGUGCUCUCAACACUUCCACGAUAAACAGUUCGAUCGGACCGGGCAGACGGUGCGGCUCAGGGACUCUGCGGUCCCCAUGAUAUUUUCCACAUUCAGCUUCUCAAAGAUGCCAAGACACUGCUCAGCCCUCGGCUGCACCGCUCGGGAUUCUCGGCUGACCCGGGAGAACAACAUCUCAUUUCACAGGUUACCGAGAAAAGAGGACCCUCGGCGAAACCUGUGGAUUGCAAACUGCAGAAGGACGGACCCGAGCGGUAAUGGGCUUUGGGACCCCUCUUCGGAUUACGUGUAUUUCUGCUCCAGGCACUUCGAGAAGAGCUGUUUUGAAGUGACAGGAAUAAGUGGCUAUCAUCGUCUGAAGGAAGACGCCAUCCCGACAAUAUUUACAGCAUCUACAAAACCUCAGAGAGUAACCAAAGCCAAGACCCAAAAGAAGAAAACAACCAAGGCAAAAGUAAAAAGGAAAUUAGAUUUUUUGACAAGUGACCGCACAGCCCCCUGCGAAAGUGCUGAUCCUUCCAGGAACCCGUGUUUUGAUGCUAGGAGGUACGACAGCGUUCCAGCACCGCAUCUGAUGAACUUUCACGGACUGUGCCCUGAAAACAUCGAUAUCCCGGCAGAUGCCGCCCCAGCCGAAGGAGCUCUGGCGACCGCUGCAGCCCACCAGAUGCACCCAGAGGCCACGCUGGAAGACAUUGGGGUGGGAACUGUAAUCAGCGGACCGCUCUCAGACUUAGAAUUGUCUCACGUGCAGGCAGAGAUGUCCUCUGAGAUAUGCGUGAGCACGGAGCCGGGAGCAGUGAGAGAACAGCCGCGGCCAGUGUCUCCUUCAGCCUACAUGAUGCGCAUCCCCCAGCCGCCGGGGGCCUACAUUCAGAACGAGCACAGCUACCAUGUGGGGAAUGCACUGCUUUGGAAGAAGAGGGCAGAAGCCGCGCUGGAGGCACUCACCAAAGUCCAGAGACAGCUGGAAGCGUGCAGACGGCGAGAGCAGCGGCUUCGCCUCCGCAUCUCCGCGUUACAGCAGGAACACAUGCGGGAAAGGCGCGCGCAAUCAGACGUCCGAGAGAAGCUGAAGGAGCAUCUGGAAGUGUUUGAGCUUCAGCUUAUCAAUGACUUUGUGUAAUGCCCUGCCGGGCCGGCUAAGAGUAUGUGCAUUUGGACGUUUUUACGCCUUUAUACAGAACAGGAAUAAACAUUGGUAGGAAGAGGGGUUACUCUGUUUCAGUUUACAUUCGGGGAGUGUAAGUCUAGCCAA